Molecule: messenger RNA, 1824 nt
Organism: Hibiscus syriacus
Lineage: Eukaryota; Viridiplantae; Streptophyta; Magnoliopsida; Malvales; Malvaceae
Product: protein NRT1/ PTR FAMILY 4.5-like
Exons: 7
Coding region: 1-1824 (607 amino acids)
Biological process (GO): transmembrane transport
Cellular component (GO): membrane
Molecular function (GO): transmembrane transporter activity
Source: RefSeq, a predicted model, not a curated record
AUGCCUCUAUCUUCUUGCAUCCUCAAACGAAGAAAGAAAACGAAGAAAACAAGCUCUCUCAACGAAAUGGUGCUGGAGAAGCAGCCACCAGUUCACCGCCGCCACCAUUUUUGUGAUCGUUCGGCACUAUUACUGAAGCAAGACAAAAGGGUAGGAGGGAUUAAAGCUGCACUUUUCGUCUAUGCGACGGAAGGGCUGGAGAGCACGGCGUUUACAGCAAAUGCAGUGAGCAUGGUGACCUAUUUUAUAGGGUAUAUGAACUUCAGCUUGACGAAAUCUGCAAACACGCUUACAAACUUCAUGGGAAUAACAUUCACUCUUGCACUCUUAGGAGGAGUCCUUGCUGAUACAUGUUUGACGAGAUUCACCAACUGUGUCCUUUUUGGAUUCCUGGAAUUGCUGGGAUAUGUCCUGCUGACAGUACAAGCACACUUCGACCAACUGAGGCCAACUCCUUGCAUGGAUAAUUCAAAGCAAUGCGAGCCUGCGAGUACAGGCGAGGCAGCAAUUCUUUACAUUGGUCUAUGCCUGGUGGCGCUUGGAACCGGUGGAAUUAAGGCGGCUUUGCCAUUGUUGGGAGCUGACCAGUUCGACAGCAAGGACCCGAAAGAGGCAAUUCAACUUUCAAGCUUUUUCCACUGGUUCAUGUUUAGUAUGACAGUUGGAUCUUUAGCUGGGGUCACUUUUGUAGUGUGGGUAAGUUCUAACAAAGGUUGGGAUUGGGCAUUUGGAGCCUGCACUGUAUUAGCCUUGCUUGAAAUUCUGUUUCUCUGCAUUGGCAAGCCAUUUUAUAGGGAUAAUUCACCCAAAGGAAGUCCUGUUAUUCGAAUCCUACAGGUACUUGUUGCAGCCAUCCGCAACCGACACCUUACAAUACCAAGGAAGGAAGAUGAACUACAUGAGAUUUAUGACAAAGGAACAGUGGUGGAGUCAAAUGAGAUUAUUCAGAGAACCAGUCAGUUUAGAUUCUUGGAUCGAGCAGCAGUUCAUGAUGAGCCCUCUUGGGGUGCAUCAGCAUCAUCGACUCCAGGACCCUGGAAGCUUUGUACAGUGACCCAAGUAGAAGAAACCAAGAUUUUACUUCGCAUGCUCCCAAUCGUACUUAGCACAAUUUUUUUAAGUACUUGUUUGGCUCAACUCCAAACAUUUUCCGUACAACAAAGCAUGACCCUGAACACUCAUAUAUUUGGUUUUAAAAUCCCUGCUCCCUCCCUUCCUGUCAUUCCCCUGAUAUUCAACUUGAUUUUCUUUGCAAUUUAUGACCGCAUUUUCGUUCCACUUGCCCGAAGAACAACAGGAAUUCCAACAGGAAUCCGGCAUCUUCAGCGAGUUGGAGUGGGAUUGGUGCUCUCAACCAUUUCCAUGGCAAUCUCUGGAGUCAUUGAAACCAGGCGUAAAUCUGUGGCAUAUAAGCACGACAUGGUGGAUUCUAACGAGCCUCUGCCUAUGAGUGUGUUUUGGCUUGAAUUCCAAUACGUCGUAUUUGGGUUGGCUGAUAUAUUCACAUUGGUGGGGCUGCUGCACUUCUACCAUGCGGAGAGCUCAGCUGGUAUGAAAGGUACGAGCACAGCGCUCCUCUGGUUUUCACUAGCAAUUGGCAGUUUUAUGAGCUCAGUGGUGGUGGAGGUGGUGAACAAGGCCAGCGGAGGUUGGUUGGCUUCAAACAACCUCAACAGAGAUAAGUUAAACUAUUUCUACUGGUUAUUAUCAGCGUUGAGUACUCUUAACUUUCUCAUUUUUUUGAUGUGUGCCUCUUGGUACAAAUAUAAGAAAGUGGAGGAAAGGAAGCAAGAAGAAAAUUCUCUCCAUGGUUAUGCUGAUUAA